AUGGCUGAGAUUUCACUUUCGCAUACUUUUAAGGGCCAUUCGGACAAGUGCUGGUCCACUUCGGUGCACAAGAAAUACCCUUUGCUGGCAUCGGUGUCCUCCGAUAAGACAUGUCGGUUGUACAAUCUGAAUACUAAGCAGCUGAUAGCUAUUCUGGACGAUGACACUCACUCUAAAGCUGUGCGGACAGUUGAUUGGAAACCAACAGGGGAUUUUCCCUCGCUUGCUGUUGGGUCUUUUGACUCUACGAUUUCUAUAUGGGGUAGAGAAGAUGAAGAUGGCGACGAGAUGGAGAUCAGUGUGACUGCGGCCACAGCAUCUGGAUCCGAGUGGUCAUUGAUGGCUGUGAUCGAGGGACACGAAAACGAAGUCAAGGCGGUGAGCUGGUCAUGUGAUGGAGAGUAUCUGGCUUCUUGCAGCAGGGACAAGUCUGUCUGGUUAUGGGAGACUGAUGAGGCCAACGAGGAGUUUGAGUGUAUCAAUGUAAUACAGGACCAUUCACAAGAUGUGAAGCACGUGGUGUGGCAUCCGUUUACGAAGUUUUUGGCCACUUCGAGCUAUGACGAUACCAUCAGAUUAUACAAGCAAGACUCGUAUGAUUACGACGACUGGAUCAACGUUGCCGUGUUAACCGGCCAUCAAGGGACUGUGUGGCAUAGUGAUUUCGAAAAGAUAGACCCCGAUCAGGGCAUAAGGCUAUGUUCAGGUAGUGACGAUGAGACUGUGAGAAUAUGGAAAAGAGUAUCAGGAGCGGAAUUGAGCAAGCAAAAGAAUGGUGAAGCAAUUCCAUCAGUGGUUCGUGAAGAUUCUCAUUCAGACGAGUGGGUCGAGGAGGCCAUGCUGCCUAAAGUGCAUACCGGUCCUGUGUACUCAGUUUCUUGGAACAAGAAUGGACUCAUUGCAAGUGCAAGCGCGGAUGGCAGAAUCGUUGUUUACGAAGAGACAGCCAAGGGAGUGUGGAGGGUGGUAGCAGUGAAGGAGACGACUCAUGGUAUCUUCGAGGUCAACUCGAUUGAAUGGUGGAGCUCGCCAGAUGGAGAGAUGUUGGUGAGUGCCGGUGAUGAUGGCAACGUUAACCUUUGGUCUUUAAGCCUGUGA
Messenger RNA from Kuraishia capsulata CBS 1993, 1098 nucleotides. RefSeq lists its product as uncharacterized. The transcript has a single exon. The record is from RefSeq and is a predicted model, not a curated record. Bases 1 to 1098 code for a protein of 365 amino acids. Gene Ontology annotation, cellular component: cytosolic [4Fe-4S] assembly targeting complex. Gene Ontology annotation, molecular function: protein binding. Gene Ontology annotation, biological process: iron-sulfur cluster assembly. Lineage: Eukaryota; Fungi; Ascomycota; Pichiomycetes; Pichiales; Pichiaceae.